AAACUAUUUAACUAUCAUAUCAUCAGUCAUCGCCCAAUCCUCGGCGGCGAUUCGAUUAAAGAAACAUUCCGAUGGAUUUGCUCAGGCAAGAGAUUCUGAAGAAGAGGCAGUCUCUCUCCGAGGAAGCUGGUGGCAAGAAGUUCUACAAACGAUCCGAUAUCGAGCAGAAGAAACUCCAGAAGCUUCGCGAGGAAGAGCGACGCGAGCACGAGCUCAAGGCCCAGCGACGAUCCGCCGCCGCCGUAUCUAUCAGCGGUGGUAAACAAUCCGGCGAUUCAUCUGCUCCUGGCUCUUCCACGGCGUCGGAGACAGCUGCGAUCGCUGAUUCCAAAUCCCUAACCGACGAGAAGAACAUCGAAACCCUAGAUCUUCCGAGGCAUGAAGUGAUUCGCAGAUUGAGAAUCCUCAAGCAGCCGAUGACUCUCUUCGGGGAAGACGAUCAAGCUCGUCUCGAUCGGCUCAAGUACGUGUUGAAGGAAGGCUUGUUCGACGUCGACAGCGAUGUCACCGAUGGACAGACGAAUGAUUUCUUGCGGGACAUCUCCGAGCUGAAGAAGCGGCAGAAGAGUGGGAUCAUGAUGGGAGAUAGGAAGAGGAAGAAGAGUAGUAGAGAUGAGGAAGGUGAUAGAGGGGAAGCGAGGGAUGAUGAUGAGAUUAGUGGCGAGUCUAGUGAUGUUGAUGCUGAUAAGGAUUUGAAGCGUUUGAAGUCUAACUUCGAGGAGCUUUGUGAUGAGGAUAAGAUUCUUGUGUUCUAUAAGAAGCUGUUGAUUGAGUGGAAGCAGGAGCUUGAUGCUGUGGAGAACACUGAGAGGAGAACUGCUAAAGGGAAGAAGAAUGUAGCCACUUUUAAGCAGUGUGCUAGGUAUCUUACUCCUCUCUUCAACUUAUGCAGGAAGAAGGGUUUGCCAUCUGAUAUUCGACAAGCUUUGAUGGUGAUGGUUAACCAUUGCAUAAAGCGAGACUACCUCGCUGCAAUGGAUCACUACAUCAAACUAGCCAUAGGAAACGCACCGUGGCCUAUCGGGGUGACUAUGGUUGGUAUCCACGAACGUUCC
Molecule: messenger RNA, 1055 nt
Organism: Brassica napus (rape)
Lineage: Eukaryota; Viridiplantae; Streptophyta; Magnoliopsida; Brassicales; Brassicaceae
Product: pre-mRNA-splicing factor 18-like
Exons: 2
Biological process (GO): RNA splicing; generation of catalytic spliceosome for second transesterification step
Cellular component (GO): U4/U6 x U5 tri-snRNP complex; U2-type post-spliceosomal complex; U5 snRNP
Source: RefSeq, a predicted model, not a curated record